This is a messenger RNA of Ostrea edulis (European flat oyster), 1662 nucleotides long. Its product is annotated as copper homeostasis protein cutC homolog. Lineage: Eukaryota; Metazoa; Mollusca; Bivalvia; Ostreida; Ostreidae. The record is from RefSeq and is a predicted model, not a curated record. Gene Ontology annotation, molecular function: copper ion binding. The coding region runs from base 515 to 1141 and encodes 208 amino acids. The transcript has 11 exons.
GUGGACCGUGCUGAAAUUUACAACUGCUUCCAAAGGCGCACUCUCCACUUGAAAACCAAUGACGGCACUUAGUGUUGUGGUAUGAACUUUCUCCACGCUGUAAUGAAAACAAACUUAAGAUAACAAGGUUAAAAACUUCCAGCUGUUUUGACAGUGAUCUUGCCGAUCGACUUAGGAGAAACUACUAUCACCUAACUUGAGAGGAACAGACAGAUAGAUGGACAAGACAAACACAAUAUCUUCCCUAGAGAGGUGCCGCACGCUUGGAGUUGUGUGCCAAUCUGUCAGAAGGGGGAACAACUCCAACCACUGACUCCCCAGUCUAUAUAUUCUUCCAUCCAAUUGUUUACGACUUCAGUGGAUGCAUGAAAAAAUGGCUAUCAUCACAAUUUGUAGAGAUGAAGGCAAAAACAUUGGAAACGUAAAUACAUGUAUAUGAAGAAACUGGAAGUGAAAAAGGUCAUGCAGUCAGACUCCGAAACUGGAGCUCGAGACCACAUUAAAUCAUGCAGGAAUGUUAAAGACCAUAAAGAAGUAUGUGAAAAUCCCUGUGUUUGUAAUGCUAAGACCUCGGGGAGGCGACUUCCUGUACAGCUCAGAAGAAAUUGAGGUCAUGAAAUCAGAAUUGGUGGAUCUAAAAGAAGCAGGGGCGGAUGGCUUUGUAUUUGGUUGCCUCAAUGAGGAUGGUACAGUUGACAAGCAGUUAUGUUCAAAAUUCCUUGACUUAAUCAGGCCACUUCCUGCAACAUUUCACAGAGCUAUAGAUAUGACAAGUGACAUUCUUCAGGCUCUAGAUGAUGUGGUGGAUCUAGGAUUUCAACGGGUGUUGACAAGUGGUGGAUCAUCUUCAGCUUUGGAAGGAUUACCCAUGAUUCAACAAAUGGUUGAAAGAGCGGGUGAUAGAACAUGUGUGAUGCCAGGUGGAGGAAUAAAUUCAGGUAAUCUGAACAGAAUUUUAGAUGGAUGUGGAGCAAAGGAAUUUCACGGAUCAGCACGGGCAACCCUUCAUUCUAAGAUGUCGUACAGAAAAGAAGGCAUCACCAUGGGAGCUGCUCUGUGUCCUCCAGAAUUCAGUGUCAAGGUCACAGACAAGGACAAAGUUCUGCAACUUGUACAUCAAGGACAUACUCAUAAAAGAUGAAAUAAUUCCAUUCUCUCUGUUCUGUGGUUAAACUUUUACCAGCUUGGAGUUGUUAGAAAAUUCACUUCAUAUUUUGAGGUGGAUUUUUUUUUUUUUUUAGAUAAAAGCUGGUCAGGUACCCUCCCAGCAAAUUUAAGGUUCACAUACACAUUUCAUUUAGAGAAAUGUGUUGCAGCCAUAACCUUGACAUGAGACAUACAUGACACUGAGUAAAGGUCAUGACACACCAUGAACUAUAUAGGUCUAAAUUUGCUACCAAUUGUGAUGGUUUCUGGUCCCUUUUUUUUUUUUUUUUUUUUUAUACAUUUAUUCAUAAAUUCAAUACAUGUUUGGUUUUUUUCAUGUUCAUUCUACUGCUAAUUUUUCAUCUAUGAGAAAUUUGUUUUCUCGUGAAGGGUUUUUUGGGCUUCUUAAAAAUUCAGAAUUUUAAACCUUUAGAGAAAUACUGUAUCUUUUUUUUCUUUUUUAUGUUAUGAAUAGAAUUUGUAUCCAAUAUUUGAAAUACAUAGUAUCAAAAGUGA